Molecule: messenger RNA, 3053 nt
Organism: Colletes gigas
Lineage: Eukaryota; Metazoa; Arthropoda; Insecta; Hymenoptera; Colletidae
Product: protein FAM114A2
Exons: 5
Coding region: 457-2484 (675 amino acids)
Source: RefSeq, a predicted model, not a curated record
UCUAAACGCAGGUGCACUCCUGACCGUUGAUUGUCGAACAUCCGGGACGUACGGAUAAACUGAUGGUAAUCCGUCGGUGCCUCUGCCAGAAUGUCUCAUAAUUCUCUAUGGUAUGAGUACAUACAUGUGCUUUAAGAAUGACAACGAUAUAAUCAAUUAUUGAAAUUGAAUGAAGACUUUUGGCCGUAAAUUGUUCUUUUUGCAUGUGCAAUAAUUUCUGGAAUAUCAUGAAGUUUAUAUGAAAUUUACUAAGUGUCUAAACCGUCUGUUUGGAAAGACGUGUGCUGAACCUGUGCAUUUCAUUGCGAGCGCAUAUGUGACAUAGCUAUAUAAUACGUAAGCAGUAGUGUUCUCUACAUAUUGUACAAUUAACAAAUUAAUGGUGGGUUUAGAUGUUUCUGUUCCCACUGCUAUUUUCUAAUUAAGAAGGAAUAUCAGCAUUGUAGAGGUACUACCAUGGCUACGUCUGAGAGCGAUGAUUUUGAAAGUGCAGACGAGGAGAUGAACCAUGAUAGCUGUGGAAAAAGAAGUAUUCAAACGCAACAGUGGUAUUCACCAACAGCGAUAGAUUCGGAAUCUGACGAUGAUGCGGAAUACUUACCUCAAACGUAUAUGAACACAAUUUAUAGCAAACAGGCACAAAAAUGCAUAGGUAUGGUAUUAGAUAAAAAGAAAUAUUAUAAAGACAUACCGAAGAAGAAUAUAGAUAUCGCUAUUAAAGGUACAUGUAAAUAUGACAAAGAUGAACAAUUAACAACCGAUAUCGAGAAGACUUCCGAAAGUACCAACAAUAUGGAUACAUUUUCCAAUUUACAAGAAUUGAACUGUUCGCAAACAGAUACAAGUGUCGUAACUUCGAAACUGAACGAAAACGAUGAAGAAAUUAAUUUCGGUAACAAUAAAAUGGAUACGUCGUCGGUAAAAAAUAUUGAUACGGAAAUUCCUCUUACGAUAACCACGUGUUCGUCUAACGAGACAGAGACAGUUGACAAUCAACAAGCGUUAAGCACAGAGAUAUUAAGGACUGAAAUUACACAGAGUAAUGACCUAGUGACUGAUACGUGUACUAUAAUAAGAAAUGUUAAUCAAGAUGAUAUAUCGACUAGAGUUUUAUGUAAAGAAGCAUCGAUAGCAGACGAGUUGUCUGAAUUAGAAAUGCCGGAAGAAAUGAAAUCUGAUAAGAAGUUUAAAGAAGUGUUUAAACCCGAAGGAUGGGAAGGGCUUGGCAACGAAAUAGAAUUACCAGAGGAAUUAACCGAAGAAAAAUUACAACCAAUAUUAAAAAGACUGUCAUUGGUAGGACAAGAAACACAGAAUUCUUCCAAAGGAUGGGGUUGGGGUAACUGGGAUGUAAAUUCUUUAAUCAAUACAGCCAGUGCAGGAGUUUCUACGUUGACCAGUCAUGUAUCGCAUGGACUUACGCUUUUAGAAGAAUCAAUUGCUAUACCCAAGGAUUCAACUUUCACUAACACAGAGGGUCUAGAAGAUCCUGUAAUCAAUGAUGAUAAUACGGAUCAGUCUGAGGAACUUUCUUCUUUCGGAUUUGGAAACCUUAUAUCAGGCGUAUCUUCCAUAACAAAAUUGGUCGAAUCAACUGGUAGCAAAGUUAUGACCGGUGGAUUAGAUACGUUAGAAGCCAUUGGUAAGAAAACAAUGGAAGUUUUACAAGAAGGCGAUCCAGGUUUAAAAAAGAAAAGGGCCUUUUUCAUGAACGAAGCAGAUAAACCAAUUCUAUCGCAAGUUCUUCGAGAAGCUAAAGAUAAAGCAGAGACCAUUGAAAAAACGAUCGAAGAAAAGCAAAACAUGAGAAAAAUACACUUCGAAAGCCUUUUCGAUGAUUAUCAAGGUCUCGUUCACUUGGAAGCAUUGGAAAUGUUAUCGAAACAAAGUAAUAUUAAAAUACAACAGUAUUUGAACAGUUUAAAUAUGACUGAAUUAAAUUCUGUUCAAGAAACAUUAGCAGAAGUUAAAGAACUAUGCGAAUUAGAUGACAGCGAUGAAAAAGAGGAUGGAGUGGACGAUUUGAAAUUAAGACUACAAGAAGCUUGUAAUGAUCUUGGAAUUAAUAUUACAUACGAAAAGUUGUAUAAUAUCUCUGAAGAAUUUGAAGCCUAUCUCACACUGCCUGUAACGCAUACUGAUCGAGAGAUAUUUGAACAUGCUAUUUCUGUUUUGGCACAAUUCACUGCCUUUUCUAUGGAAAGAUUUCAUAAAACUGCAGAAUUACUUUUAAUCAAAGACCACAGAAGCACCGUCAACGAGGCAGAUGCAUUAGUCCAUUUGACACAUAUUCUGUCCAGUCAAGUUGGAAUGCUAGCCAAUUCUUAUUGUAGCUCUUUACACGCACUUUUGCAAGAUUCAGACAAGCCAGAAAUUAUUAAAAGUAAUAUAACAACAAUUUUUAUGGAGGCUUCAAAUGCAAGUUCAUACAUUCAAGAUGCCUUUAAACUGUUAAUUCCUAUUAUACAAGUUGGUGCUAUUUAGUUCAGUUGCAAAAAACUUAGACAAUUGCAAAAAAAUUAGAUUUCUUCCAACGACUUCUCAAUAUUAUUUUUUCCAGUGUUUUUUUUUUCUACAGGGACCAAAUAAAUGAAGUUACAAGUGCUAUUCAUAAAGAUUUGUAAAAAUGCUAGUAUUUUAUAAAGUUACGAUCGUAACAGUGGAGAAUAUCAAUGUAAAUAGUAUUAAAUCAUGAUACGAAUAAUAUUAGCGGACUAAAAAAUUGCAACUUUUAAGUAAAAGUCAUAAGUAACCGUUAAUAUAAUGAAGUUACAAAUGUCUAAUAUUUACUUUUGAAUUGAGGAUAAUUAAUACACAAUUAUGUAUUAGGUAAAUGUAUUAUAUGUACAGGAUGUGCUGUAAAAAGUGUCAUACAAGUGUAUCGAUUACUUGACGUUUCCGUUCGUAUUGUAGCCAUUUGUGUUUGUUAUACUUUUUCUUUGUUGAUUGACUAUUUAUAAGUAAUUCCAAAUAUUUUCUUUACAAGCACAUCUUAUAUAUAUCAACUUGUUAAUGUUCUGCAAAUAUCGUACCAUAACUUUUUACAACUAAUU